CCUCGGAAGGCGGGAUGUUUCUUUGCCCUGCUGUGGUCGGUGACGUCGUCUUUGGCGCCAUUCUGCGUUUGUUUUAAUUUCAGGGAAACCCAAACCCGAGAAAAUGGUCGGUGGCGAUGUCACAGGAGAAAUUGAGAAACUCUAUGCAGCCGUUCCACAAAUCCGAAGUAUCUUCUAUGUUAUGGGGAAAAUCGGAGAGGGUACAUUUAGUUCAGUUUAUUUGGCUGUUGCAAGGCUAAAAUCCGGAGAAGAUAGGAAGUUUGCUUUAAAACAUUUGAUACCUACAAGUCACCCAACCCGAAUAGCGGCAGAGCUACAAUGUCUUACGGUGGCUGGGGGUGAAGACAAUGUUAUGGGAGUAAAAUACUGCUUUAGGAAGAAUGACCAUGUAGUUAUUGUGAUGCCUUAUUUGGAACAUGAAUGUUUUGUGGAUAUUUUGCAUUCUUUAAGCUUUCAAGAAGCGAAGGAAUACAUGUUUAACUUGUUUAAAGCUCUGAAACGCAUCCACCGUUUUGGUAUCGUUCACCGAGAUGUUAAACCAAGUAACUUUUUGUACAACAGACGACUAAAACAGUAUGCAUUGGUAGAUUUUGGAUUGGCCCAAGGAACACCGGACACCCAAAUAGAACUUCUUAAAGUCCUUCAGAUCAAAAAACAGGGGAGUUGCUCACAAAGUAAUCUUCACACAAUUUCAGGAAAUAUACCAGUACCUAGAGAAGUAGUUCUACCUUCCUCAACAAAACAGUCUGUUAAAAGACACUGGUCACAUUCACAGAUAAAUCCGGGAAACAGUGGAAAGGAAGGAUUGCUUGGCGGAUCAACGCAAAGGUCUGUGUUUGGAGAGAGGAAUUUUAAUGUCCAUAGUGCUGUCAUCCAUGAAGUCAAUUCUGAAAAAAACAUAAAGCAGUCCAAGAUAACAGAUGCAGCAUCCAGGAAGUUGGCAGCAAGAAAGCCUGUUUCUGCAAAGAACACAAGUGGCGUGGUGGCCAGGAAAGCUGCCAGUACUUGCCCAGCCAGCUUGACCUGUGACUGUUACAAAAGAGAUCAAGUCUGCAGUAUUUGUCUUGCAAGAACAAGACAAGUUGCCCCAAGAGCUGGCACACCUGGCUUCCGUGCACCAGAAGUGUUAACAAAGUGUCCUAAUCAAACUACAGCUAUCGACAUGUGGUCUACAGGCAUCAUCUUUCUCUCCUUUCUCAGCGGAAGAUAUCAUUUUUUCAAUGCUGGUGAUGAUAUGAAUGCUCUGGCUCAAAUCAUGACAAUUCGUGGAUCACGAGAGACUGUUCAAGCUGCUAAACAGUUUGGUAAAACUGUUCUUUGUAGCAAAGAACUUCCUGCAAAAGAUUUAAGGGCUUUAUGUGAAGGACUGAGACAGGUGUGCAUAGCCACUACAUGCGGGGCUGAAUCCGAUGUCCAAAAACAGAGAGCUGCGUUACAAAUGAGAAUGAUAGAAAAUCAAGAUGGAUGGUUUGUAGAAGAGACUUGUGCAACGCCACCCGCCAAUGCCAGUAAGGGAUUUCUCUACGCUUCUUCUGACGGCAUGGAGUCUGGACCUCUUCAUAUGAAUGGCUGGGACAGCGUGCCAGAUGAGGCUUACCACCUACUAGAUAGACUGCUGGAUAUGAAUCCUGCUACACGGAUCACAGCAGAAGAGACUUUGUCACAUCCACUCUUUAAAGACCUCUUCUGAUUGGUCUCUGCUUUCUAUGUAUAUUUUAGUAUAUUUAUGAUUUGUGUUUUAUAAUAAAUUAUUAUAAUAAACAUUG
Bufo bufo (common toad) is the source of this 1766-nucleotide messenger RNA. It is a transcript of the gene CDC7, whose product is annotated as cell division cycle 7. Gene Ontology annotation, cellular component: nucleus. NCBI's taxonomy places the organism in Eukaryota, Metazoa, Chordata, Amphibia, Anura, Bufonidae. The transcript has 11 exons. Bases 104 to 1690 code for a protein of 528 amino acids. Gene Ontology annotation, biological process: protein phosphorylation; mitotic DNA damage checkpoint signaling. Gene Ontology annotation, molecular function: protein serine/threonine kinase activity; ATP binding. The record is from RefSeq and is a predicted model, not a curated record.